This is a messenger RNA of Talpa occidentalis (Iberian mole), 909 nucleotides long. Its product is annotated as translation initiation factor IF-2-like. The transcript has a single exon. The record is from RefSeq and is a predicted model, not a curated record. Lineage: Eukaryota; Metazoa; Chordata; Mammalia; Eulipotyphla; Talpidae. The coding region runs from base 1 to 909 and encodes 302 amino acids.
AUGGGCCGAGGAGCCGGCGGGCGGCAGAGCGGCCCCAAGUGGGGGCGGAGCCCCGAGACCCUGCGGCCCGCUCGUGCCCUCGCCGGUUCCGAGAGGCCCUCGCGCCCCGGGCCGCACGCGCCCCUGACCCCACGCGCGCCCGGGAUCCCCCGCGCCCCGGAUUCCCCCGGACCCCAAGGCGCGCCCCGGACCCUCGCACACAGCCCCGGCCCCGCCUCGCACACAGCCCCCGCUGCCGGCAGCCCGGGGCUCCCCGCGCACCCACAGGCGCCCGAGCGCUCCCGAGCGAGCGGCCCCCCGUCCCGCGGGUGUCCCCAGGACCCCGCCCGCGGCCCGCCCAGCCCGGUCGCCCCGACGCCCUCCCCCGCCCCUCGCCCGGCGGAGCCGGCGUCCGCGCCCCAGCAGCCCGGGCCCUCGAAGGCGGCCCUGCACGGUCGCGGGGCCCCCCAAGCCCCGGGCGCCCGCGUGCUCCGCCCCCCAGGCCGGCGCUCUGCACCCGGGCGCCUCGCGGGGGCGGCCUGCGGGUCGCUCCCCGGAGUGAGCGCGCGUCGCCCGUCCCCGGCGUUUCCCGCCUCGUCCUUUCCAGGGACCCGCGCGUGGCCGGGCGUCCAGCCCCCCACCUCAGGCCCGCCAGACCCGCGUGGUGAGCAAACAAGUAGUGGGAGCCCCACGCGCGCCCCCGGCCAGGGCGAGGGCGCCCCUUCUUCCUGCUGCCCCCUCCAGCGAGGCCCGGAGGCCCGGGGGACGCGCGGCGGUGGGGAGCCUCUCCGUCCCGGCGGCGCCUUCACCUCGCCCGGUAAACGGCAGAAAUGGAGUCAGGGUCCCCCGCGAAAUACACCGUGUGUGGAACCCGAGGCGCCCUCCCGGCGCAGGGGGGCGCCGUCGCGGGGGCGGGCGGGGGGGACAUGA